Sceloporus undulatus (fence lizard) is the source of this 2212-nucleotide messenger RNA. It is a transcript of the gene LIN28B, whose product is annotated as lin-28 homolog B. Gene Ontology annotation, molecular function: nucleic acid binding; zinc ion binding. NCBI's taxonomy places the organism in Eukaryota, Metazoa, Chordata, Lepidosauria, Squamata, Phrynosomatidae. The transcript is spliced from 4 exons. The coding region runs from base 74 to 892 and encodes 272 amino acids. The record is from RefSeq and is a predicted model, not a curated record.
GGAUGGGAUCGGUGCUCAACCAGCAGUACCCAAGUAAAGUAUCGCUCUCUGGGGUGGUUUAGGUGGCUCAGAGAUGGAGCUAAAAGAGGGCAGCACCCCACCCGGGGCGCGGAAAGGUGGAGAUGAGCCCGGAAAACUGCCAGAACAAGAAGAAGAAGAGGAGGAGGAAGAGGAAGAGGAAGAGGAAGAAGAGGAGGAAGAGUUGGAAGGAUCCCAGGUUUUGCACGGAGCAGGCCAUUGCAAGUGGUUCAACGUGCGCAUGGGCUUCGGAUUUAUCUCCAUGCUGCGCCGCGAGGGAAGCCCCUUGGAGUCUCCAGUGGAUGUCUUUGUACACCAAAGCAAGCUUUACAUGGAAGGAUUUAGAAGCCUAAAAGAAGGAGAACCAGUGGAAUUUACAUUUAAGAAAUCUUCCAAAGGCCUUGAAUCAAUACGGGUAACAGGUCCAGGUGGGAUUCCUUGUUUAGGAAGUGAGAGACGACCCAAAGGAAAAACAGUACAGAAAAGAAAGCCAAAGGGAGAUAGAUGUUACAACUGUGGUGGCCUUGAUCAUCAUGCUAAGGAAUGUACUCUACCUCCACAGCCAAAGAAGUGCCAUUACUGUCAGAGUAUCAUGCACAUGGUGGCAAACUGCCCACAUAAAACUGUUCCGCAGCAGCCCACUAGUUAUCAGGGAAGAUACGAAGCAGAACCCCAGCCGUCCACAUCAGCGUUCUUAAGAGAAGGUGGAGGGGCCUAUAGCUACACAUCUUCAUCCCAUUCUCAGGAGGGAAGGGCAGACAUCUUAGAACAUUCAGGCCGAUCACCACAAGAAGCCACUUCAAGUAAGUUAUCUCCAUCACCUGAAGAACAAAGCCGAAAAGGGCCCUCUGUUCAAAAAAGGAAAAAGACUUAAAACAGCUUUCGUCACAACCUGUUGUCUCCUUACCCUCUUGGGAUGUCUACCUCAUUUAAGCACAAGGAGCAUAAUUCCACACAUCCUGCAGCCAACCUCAGAUUUUUAACUACUGUUGUAGAACUAUGGUCUUUUCAAAAAAGAAACAGACCAGUCACUCCAAGCAAAUUUCAUUUGAGUUGAACAUCGUGUUUUAUUGAACUGGUUUGGGUAUACAGAUAAACAAACAAGCCACGGUUUUCCAUGGUGGAGAUGAGCCACCAUGAGUUUUUGAGCUGUUUGUUCCAGAUUAACCAGAAGGAGGCAUUUGGAAGUUUUUACUUCAAUUUUUGAGUUACGUGCUUCAAAUAAUGAAUUAUGGAGGUGAUCUGAUUCAACAAACCAUGGUUGACACCAAUUAUAGUCAAGGGCAUAGGGUUUUGAUUAUCACUAAAUAACAGUCCAAAAUUAAGGUUAGCGUUAGGGCUAACCCUAACCUUUGGUCUUCUCAAGUCUUGCUGAAGGAGAGGAAGGGGAAUGGAAGAAAAUGUGUUAUUCUGAACUCCCCCCCCCCUUUUUGAGAAUGUAUUGUCUUGAAUGGAUACAUUCAACACUCUGUUUCCUUGGAUACAUUAUCCCUUGGAAAGCAAUAGUUUCAAUGUUUUUAAAUAACUAUUCCUGUGUAUUUUGUUUUCAUUUAACACAUCAUCUUCUUCUAAUGAUAGAAGAAAAAGAAAAGGGGUAAAAGAAACGCCAGCUGUUACUUCAUGAGAACCCAAAGAAAUUUGUUUGCUUAAAAUUGCCAUGGUCCUGAAGAUAUUAAGACAUGCCUGUAGGGUUCAGGAUAGAUUUUCCCGCCUCCUCCAGUUACCCAGGUCAGCAAUGAAAGGGGAAUGCCUUGAUUUAAAGAUGCCUCUUUAUUUUAUACAAUGUUUAAAAAUGGAGCUCCCAUCUUUUACCCUUCCCACAAAGACAAUGAAUGUGUAGUUUUCUGUGCUGAUAUCUCAAAUAUUGUAUUAAAUUAAUAUGGUUUAAAUACAGGUUAGGUAACUGUGAGGGAGAAUGUAUACGUUGAAAUGAUUGUUUAGAGUGGUAUUGAAAUACCAUCUUGAAUCUUUGUAUGUUGUGCAAAACUUGAGGUGUUAUGAAGGCAGCAGAAGCAGCAGCAAUUGUGUCUUCUUCAGUCUCAGCAAUAACUGAUUACAUGUUAUAUAAGGGAAUGAAUUUCUAUACACAGGUUGAGUAUCCCUUAUUAACCUAAAUGCUUAGGACCAGGAGUCUUUUGGAUUUCAGAUUUAUCUUGGAUUUUGGAAUAGUUGCAUAUACAUAAUAUCUUGGCGA